Messenger RNA from Drechmeria coniospora, 2151 nucleotides. RefSeq names its product Regulator of chromosome condensation/beta-lactamase-inhibitor protein II. Gene Ontology annotation, molecular function: guanyl-nucleotide exchange factor activity. NCBI's taxonomy places the organism in Eukaryota, Fungi, Ascomycota, Sordariomycetes, Hypocreales, Ophiocordycipitaceae. Gene Ontology annotation, cellular component: cytoplasm. The transcript has 2 exons. Bases 1 to 2151 code for a protein of 716 amino acids. The record is from RefSeq and is a predicted model, not a curated record.
AUGAAACCUCACCGCCUACCUAAGCGAGAAUGUCAUGGUGACAAGCGCCAAGGUACAGCAAUCCAGUCGGCGGCUAAGAGAAUACUGCCGUACAAAUUUACUGUGCGAGUGCUGGCACUGUGCGUUUGUACCGACGAAUGUGAUCUAGUGUUGACGAGGCGGUCAGUGACGGUCCCCACACGGUUGGCCCAUGCAACCGCUGCCCUUAUUACGCCUGGUGCAGGUGCAACCUUGCCAGAGCUGUCUCCUACCCCAGCACCUGCGAACCGAUCACGACCAAAAAAAUCCUCCAUCCUGCACUCAACGCAAGCACCGGUGCGACCAAGUUCCUUGCACCAUUUCCACGCAUCAAUCGAGGAAGAACAGCGUGGGCUCCCUGUUUUGCAAGCUUCGACCAAGCGUCCAUCAACUUUCGUUUUGCAUCAAACGACCGGCUCCACGCGCCGAGAUAGCCAGCCGCCUCACCAAACGGCUCGAGCGCCACGAGCAUCACAAAUCACAAUCAUGCCUUCGAGAUCCAAGGCGCCGGCCUCUCAAGCCUCGACGAAGAAGACGGCCGCCGCCAAGUCCUCGGGAAAAGCCGCCAAGACGGCCGAUGGCAAGGCGAGCGCCGCGAAGCCGACGGUGAACGGGUCCGGGUCGAAGAAGCGCAAGGCCGACGACGCCGCCUCCGAACCUGAUUCGAAGCUCGAGAACCGCCAGUUGAAGAAGACGAAGACGGCGGUGGCGCCCAAAAAAUCUGCACCAAAGAGGACCCAGGUCGCCAUUGGCAAGAAAAUCAACAACGGCCCGACGCAGGCGCUCGACGUCUACGUCUUCGGAGAGGGUACGUCGGGCGAGCUUGGCCUCGGCAGCAGGCGCGUCAACGGAAAGAAACCGAUCGACGUUAAGCGUCCUCGACUCAACGACGGUCUGUCUGCCGAGUCUGUCGGCAUCGUCCAGGUCGCCUGCGGAGGCAUGCACGCCGCCGCCCUCACCCGCGACAACAAAAUCCUCACCUGGGGCGUCAAUGACCAAGGAGCGCUGGGCCGGGACACCACCUGGGAUGGCGGUCUCCGCGACAUGGGCAAGGAGGAUGAUUCCGAUUCCGAAGACGACGACGACACCGGCAUCAACCCCAAGGAAAGCACGCCGACGGCCGUCUCCGCCGACCAUUUCGCGCCCGGCACCAAGUUUUCCCAGGUCGUGGCCAGCGACAGCGCGACCUUUGCCCUGACCGAAGACGGACGAGUCUACGGCUGGGGCACCUUCCGGUCGAGCGACGGCAUUCUCGGCUUCACCGACAAGGUCAAGGUCCAGAACACGCCGGCGCUUCUGCCGUCGUUGAAAAACAUCAAGACCCUCUCGGCCGGAUCGAACCACGUCUUGGCCCUCGACCACAACGGAAACGUCGUCGCCUGGGGCUGCGGUCAGCAGAACCAACUCGGCCGCCGCAUCAUCGAGCGCAACAAGCUCUCGUCCCUGAUCCCCCAAGGCAUCGGUCUGCCCCGCGGAAAGAUUGCCAAGAUUGCCUGCGGCGCCUACCACAGCUUCGCGCUCGACAAGGAGGGCAAGGUCUGGGGCUGGGGUUUGAACAACUUUGGCGAGCUCGGGGUGCAGGGCAACGCGGGCGAGGAUGACGCCGUCGUUCUCAAGCCGGCCAAGAUCACCUACCUGGAGGAGCACAACAUCACCGAUAUCGACGGCGGCGUUCAUCACUCCCUCGCAUGCUCCGACAAGGGGGAUCUCUUCACCUGGGGGCGCGUCGACGGAUACCAGGUCGGCUUUGAGUUUGACGACCUCGAGAAGGAGGACGUCGUCUUUGACGAGAGGGAGAAUCCCCGCAUUCUCGUGAAGCCGACGAAGCAAGACGAAGUGGCCAACGUCAUCCACGUCGCCGCCGGCACCGACAACAGCUUCGCCGUCACCCGCGAAGGCCAGGUCUACUCCUGGGGCUUCUCGGCCAACUACCAGACCGGCCAGGGCACGAUCGAGGACAUUCAGACGCCUACCCUCAUUGACAACACGGCCAUCCGCGGCAAGAAGAUGCUCACCGCAGGCGCCGGCGGACAGUUUUCCAUCCUCACCGGGUUGCCCGAUGGCGGAGUCAAGAUGAACGGCGUGAACGGUGUGAACGGUGUGAACGGCGUCAACGGCGUCAACGGCGCCUGA